This is a messenger RNA of Rotaria sp. Silwood1, 372 nucleotides long. The record is from the annotation of a GenBank genome assembly. Lineage: Eukaryota; Metazoa; Rotifera; Eurotatoria; Philodinida; Philodinidae.
AUGUUUAUUUUUCUAUAUCGAGCGGAUAAAGUUCGUGUUGUUAUACGUAUAGAAAAAGAACGUUUACAUAGAUUAAAUAUGGAUGGAAAAGUUCAAGUUCUACGAAUUCAAUCGGUAACAAAACGAAAAAUAAAUCGAAAUGCAGCAGCAAUUGAUUCACAAAAUAAUAAUUUAAAUGUUGGUGAUAUGGUUACUGUUAUUGAUGGACCAUUUGCAAGUCGACAAGGACAAAUAAAACAUCUUUAUCGUCAUUUUAUUUUUAUAUUUUGUCGUACAUUAACUGAAAAUGGUGGUAUAUUUGUACGUAAAGCAAGAAAUUUAUUAUUAGCUGGUGGACAGGAAUUAUUUGAAGUUAUCGCUUUCUUUCCCUAA